UGCAUGAUCAAUUUUUACAGAUUUCCUUGAGAAUAAGAAGGAGAAACACAAUGCUGAAAUGCAGAGAAAUGCAGAUACAAAACAGGGUUUUUUUCCUAUCGCGAAAGGGUCAAACAGAUGCAACAUUGUCUGUCCGAUAGAAGUUAUUUUCUCACAUUCAGGCGGCACAAAUCAACAGCAGUCGCACGUAUCACAGUAUGCUGCAACUACAACUACGAGGCCGAAUCCGAAUACACAGCAAGAAAUAACGUCAACGGUAUCGCAUACGACUGGUAUUUCAAAUAAUAAAUCUGAAAACAGACAACCAAGUCAUGAACGUCAAUCAAUCAAUCAAAUUCUUGAAACAUCAGUCAUCCCCAGUGUAAUAGGAAAUCACUCAAGAAAGUUCAAGGGUCACCAUCAUCUUACCGCAGGACAGAGAAACAGACUUCUUAAAAUAUUAAAACUAGCAAAUCACCAUGGCAAAAAAUUGUACAAAUUCAGGCAAUUACUACAGCCAUUUGGAUGUUAUGUAGUAUGUAGUGAGGUGCAUGUGUUUGGAGGAAUUUCACAUGGUACAAGUACAAGUAGUCCCGAACAAGGUUCCCAAAAUGAAAAUGAAGAUGACUCUGAAGAUGAAGAAAACUCUGAAGAUGAAGAAGACUCUGAAGAUGACUCAUAUCACGAAGGUGAAGAUACGCCAAUAGAAGCUACAAUCGAGCCUCCACAUUCAUCAAAGAAUCGCGUGAACAUUAAGAAAUUUUUAUAACAAGCUGGUAUGAGGAACGGAAAUAAUGAAAAUACUUUCAUUCGAUACCUAAUAUUAAUUGUGGAAAAUAAUGUUUUAUGCUUCUCUGCUACAAUUUUCCAGUGCUUCAAUAUUUAAUAAAUAUAUCGGGUGUUCAAUAAAUGUGUGAUUUACCAAA
Molecule: messenger RNA, 905 nt
Organism: Leptinotarsa decemlineata (Colorado potato beetle)
Lineage: Eukaryota; Metazoa; Arthropoda; Insecta; Coleoptera; Chrysomelidae
Source: RefSeq, a predicted model, not a curated record